Messenger RNA from Chaetomium strumarium, 408 nucleotides. RefSeq lists its product as uncharacterized. The record is from RefSeq and is a predicted model, not a curated record. NCBI's taxonomy places the organism in Eukaryota, Fungi, Ascomycota, Sordariomycetes, Sordariales, Chaetomiaceae. The transcript has 2 exons. Bases 1 to 408 code for a protein of 135 amino acids. Gene Ontology annotation, molecular function: protein binding.
AUGGUCCACGCUGUGGGUCGCCUCCUGAAUGAGGAGUGGUUCCUGGGAUGGAAGAAUGGACAGGAGGACAAGGGCAAGGCGCCGCCUGGCCCCGGCGCAUCCAAACACCGGCCGCUGCCGGAGGAUUUUGCCCUGCGCGGUAUGCCCUGGGCCGGGCGGUAUUACCCCGACGGGUGGUUUAUCACCGGGGAGCGGAUUGACGAUGACGACAAGUACUUUAAGGUGCCCUCUAUGACGGAGGAGCGGCGGAAGCGGGUACUCUGGCUUGGGUUUUGUAUUGCAAGGAGGGGAAACGGCAAGUGGCUGCACUUUAACGAGUGGAGCCGACGGUUUGGCGUCAGCUAUAUAGCUCAGAGAUGUUUCGAGCCUAGGUUCCUGAACUUUGGGCCGUUCAAAGUACCUCUUUAA